Messenger RNA from Odontomachus brunneus, 583 nucleotides. It is a transcript of the gene Cox17, whose product is annotated as cytochrome c oxidase copper chaperone. Bases 107 to 292 code for a protein of 61 amino acids. The record is from RefSeq and is a predicted model, not a curated record. Gene Ontology annotation, biological process: mitochondrial respiratory chain complex IV assembly. Gene Ontology annotation, cellular component: mitochondrial intermembrane space. Lineage: Eukaryota; Metazoa; Arthropoda; Insecta; Hymenoptera; Formicidae. Gene Ontology annotation, molecular function: copper ion binding; copper chaperone activity. The transcript is spliced from 2 exons.
ACAGGUCGCGCUACUGCGCAUACAGCACUUGCGUUUCACACAUUGUGGAAAUUGUUGCAAAUUUUCCGUUGUUUUUCUUGAACCUAGUGUGAUAUAAUUACUAAAAAUGGGCAAUGAACCGACGAAAGUAGAGGUCAAGGCGGAGGAGAAAAAGAAAUUAAAACCUUGCUGCGCUUGCCCUGAAACAAAGAAAGCGAGGGACACAUGUAUAAUAGAAAAAGGCGAGGAAAAUUGCGGCGAUCUUAUAGAAGCGCACAAAGUUUGUAUGAGAUCUAUGGGAUUUAAUAUAUAAAAUACAAUGUGAGAAGGAAGAUUAUAUUACCGUGCAAGGAUCCCGCCAUGAAGAACAAAGAAUCUUGACAACACUCAGGUGAUAGGCAUUUUGAUGUUUACGUAAUGCCUUUGUACAUUACUCCUAGAAUUUGUAGAGAUAGUAUUGUUUGCAUCAAACUAAAUGAGUUCCUCAUAAUGUAGAUAAAUUCAUAUUUUUUGUUGCUCUUCUGUCUGUGACACAACAAGAUUGUAAAGCAGAUUAUUGAUAAAGUUUAUUACUAAUAAAAAAUAAAAUUUAUAUAAUUAAUUA